Messenger RNA from Mucor mucedo, 427 nucleotides. Its product is annotated as DSS1/SEM1 family protein. Bases 39 to 269 code for a protein of 76 amino acids. Gene Ontology annotation, biological process: double-strand break repair via homologous recombination; proteasome assembly; mRNA export from nucleus. The transcript is spliced from 2 exons. The record is from RefSeq and is a predicted model, not a curated record. NCBI's taxonomy places the organism in Eukaryota, Fungi, Mucoromycota, Mucoromycetes, Mucorales, Mucoraceae. Gene Ontology annotation, cellular component: proteasome regulatory particle, lid subcomplex; proteasome complex.
CCUUAUCCUUUCUACGUAACUAUUUUUUAUUUACAGAGAUGAGUUCAAGUAACACUGUCACACCACCCAAGAUUCAAGACAAACCACUUGAAGAAGAGCCUGCCAAAAAGAAUGGACAACUCGGUGCUUUGGAAGAAGACGACGAGUUUGAAGAAUUCGUAGCUGAGGAUUGGGAAGAGAAUGACGAGGAAAACCUCGAUGAUAAUUUAUGGGAUGACAAUUGGGAUGACGACGAUGUCGAAGAAGACUUUUCAGUCGUGUUACAGUAAGCGACAACAUGUAAUACAUAUAGACGCGUUUUAAUUAAAUCAUGUUACAGAGCGGUCUCUAUUACGUCAAGCGAGCCACAAGCCAUGAAGUUGUAAACCUAUCCGACUUAAAUAAAUCAAGCUACUUUUUUUUUUUUUUGGGAAUACAGCAUAAUCAA